AUGACGGAGGCGGAGGCGGAGAUGACGGCGGCGGCGGCGACAGAGGCGACAGAGGCGGUAACAACGGCGGUAACAGCGGCAACAACAGAGGCGGUAACAAACAACCAUGACGGUCAAGUGUUAGGCGAUAGAAACGCUCCUCCAUUAGGAAACCGCAACCCCGACGGCGGUGAUAACGGCGGCGACGCCAUUGUCAACAUCGGCAAUAAUGACGGAGGCGGAGGCGGAGAUGACGGCGGCGGCGGCGACAGAGGCGACAGAGGCGGUAACAACGGCGGUAACAGCGGCAACAACAGAGGCGGUAACAAACUCCAUGACGGUCAAGUGCUAGGCGGUAGAAACGCUCCUCCAUUAGGAAACCGCAACCCCGACGGCGGUGAUAACGGCGGCGACGCCAUUGUCAACAUCGGCAAUAACGGCGGAGGCGGAGGCGGAGAUGACGGUUUUUCGUUAAUUAUUGCUCUUGAAUUUAUUCCCAUCCCCAAGACAGCCGUGACGGUCCUGACCCUGCUCCCGAAUGCACACCGCUAUUAUGAUGGGCACGUGGACGGGGACAAGAACCCCGGAUAUGAGAGUAGUUAUUACGAACUCCAUGACGGUCAAGUGCUAGGCGGUAGAAACGCUCCUCCAUUAGGAAACCGCAACCCCAAUGGCGGCGAUAACAGCGGCGACGCCAUUGUCAACAUCGGCAAUAACGGCGGAGGCGGAGGCAGAGAUGACGGCGGCGGCGACGACAGAGGCGACAGAGGCGGUAACAACGGCGAUAACAGCGGGUGA
This is a messenger RNA of Asparagus officinalis (garden asparagus), 777 nucleotides long. Its product is annotated as trihydrophobin-like. Lineage: Eukaryota; Viridiplantae; Streptophyta; Magnoliopsida; Asparagales; Asparagaceae. The record is from RefSeq and is a predicted model, not a curated record. The transcript has 6 exons. Bases 1 to 777 code for a protein of 258 amino acids.